Leptosia nina is the source of this 1686-nucleotide messenger RNA. The record is from the annotation of a GenBank genome assembly. Lineage: Eukaryota; Metazoa; Arthropoda; Insecta; Lepidoptera; Pieridae.
AUGUCGUUUUCUUUUGGCACUCCUUCGAGUGCCCCUGCAACCGGAUUAUCAGGUGGCUUCAGUUUUGGCGCUAACAAGCCAGCAACACCUAGUUUCGGGUUAGGUGGAACGCAACAAUCUACAGGAUUAUUUGGAACUCCUGCAUCAUCUGCCCCCGCGUUCGGCACUGGCAUUCCGGCUUUUGGAGCUACAUCUACAGCAUCAACAUUUGGAACUAGUGCAACUCCAGCAUUCGGUGCAACAUCCACAGCAGCAUUUGGUGCAACAUCUACUCCAGCAUUUGGUGCAACAUCCACACCAGCUUUUGGUGCUACAGCUACAUCAGCAUUUGGUGCAACUGCAACUCCGGCAUUUGGGACCACAGCAACACCAUUUGGCAGCACUGCUACCGCACCUGCUUUUGGUGCUACAACAUCUGCACCAGCCUUUGGAAGCACCACAACUCCAGCAUUUGGUGUUUCAUCUGCAGCUCCAGCUUUUGGUACAACAACACCUGCAUUUGGUGGUUCAACAUUUGGACCUGGAUUGAGCACUGGUGGAUUAAGUUUUGGUACAACAACUACUACUGCAACAACAGGACUGUCCUUUGGGACAACAACAACAAGUGCCGGACUCGGGGGCUUAGGAGGGUUCGGGUUUGGUACCACUACUACAACUCAAUCUAGCUUCGGCCUCGGAGGUGCGACCACUACAACUACUAGCACUUUUGGAACAACACCAAGUUUAGGAUUAGGAGGAGCAGUACCAACUAGUGGAACAACAGGAGCAACUGAUGGAAAGAGUGAACCCCCGAAACAAACAAAACUACCAAAUGAAAUAUCAACAACUGUGGAAUCAUUCAAAGAGUUUGUGAAAAAGCAGAAGUCACUCAGUUCUGAUAUAAUGCGAGUUUCAAUUAAGCCGUUGCAAAAGGUUGGCCGUGAAGCAGAAUGCACUCUCCGAUUGGCUCUCUCUCUAUCUGGUGAGACAUCGAGAUGUCGCGCCCAAUCUCGCCGUCUCCGUGCCUCUGCUGCUGCUGCUCUUGCUGCCGCCGAGACUGCUAACAGAGACCCGCCUGGUUCCGAGUUCGAAGGGAUAACACCGCCCAAUUACGUGAAAGAGCUGAUAGCGGAAUUGGAGCAGCAGAUCAUAGCGUUCCGCCGACAGAUGGACGUCGCGGACAAGCAGAUGCAGUCUUCGCCGAAACUACUUACAGAACAAGAAUUAACUCUCGGCAUUCGUCGAAUGCACGAGUCGCUGGUGGCGCUCGCCGGGCGCCUGCAGGCCGUCCACGCACAGGUGGAGGGGCAAAAGGAACAGUACCUCAAUCUGAGGAAGUACGUCCUUAAGGAUCCUACUAAUGUCUUCGAUACAAGCCCGAAUGCAAGCUUAGACCAAAUACUGCGGGACGCUGAAGGCACUAGGAAGAAGGCGAAAUCCGGCAAUUUUAGUGAGCUCGGCCUGAACAGCGCUGUGCUUUCGGAUCCUAGAGCUGCUUUAGGUAAUAUACAACAAUUAGCUGGACCGACGCCGUUCACGUACUUGGGAAGUACGAUGUCACCCUUUACGGCUGCUGAAACCCAAGCGUCUAGCUGGCAACCAGCAACACAGCCCGCUCUGAACACAUCGUUCAACACAAGUGGAUUUGGAUCGCAGACAGACAGUUUCCAGCUUCAGAAGCCACCAGGGAAACGUGGGAAACAGUGA